AUGAGAGCCGAAAGCGCGAGCUUCGUGUUUGAACAUGUGUUUCUACCUCCAAAACUGCCCCAAGAGAAGCACAAUGAAUCAGGCGCUGACGAUCUCCUCCAAGAGAUCGCACAAGCUGCUUGCGAUUUCACCCACGCUUUUCCUUUACUCAGUAGUGAGCGCCGCGUCUGGAAGCAGUUGUCACGUUCAACAGGAAAGUGGAUUGAUGUCUACUCCAGAGGCGUUCCAUGCCGCGAGGUCAUCACCACCACGCUUGAAAACAUGCGUCAGGAUGACGUCUUGCUAUUCUACAUUGAGCCCCAAAAUGCCGCGAUCCUAGUCAGAAACAAAGCAAAGGGCGCCAUCUUCGAGUGUUUCGAAGUGCUUGCGAAGACUGAUGCGGUACUUGGUGCGAAAGACGCGCUGAUCCGGCAUUUUCCUGCGCGAGCGGUCUUCCUACCACAAGAGAAACUCGCGAAUACAUCUUUCGUCAAAGACCUUGGAAAAGCCAUCUAUAUGCUGUCUGUCGAAUCAUUGAAGAUGGCUAUGGAAAAAACGAAAAAAGGGAACAACACAGUCGUUGAGGAGCGCCAAUCUGCUCACCCAAGAGCUGUCACUGAAUGGCUUUUCAGUAUCUUGGACAGUUGUGGAAAGGCUGCGGGGAGCUUGCCAAUCUGCAAACGCAUUCAUGACGAUGUCCUCUGGAAAAACGCCCACUUACCCUGGCGCCGCUCCGGCGUUUGGUUGUCUGCGAGAGUCGCACUACAGAUCGCCCUCCACAACGCAGACCUUGAGGGUGAAGGGCAUCGUCACUACAAAAACUUCAUGCUGUUCCACCUGUCUCGUUUAGCAGCCGGCAUUGCUGCCAUCGACCCUCGACCUGACAUUCUCCACGUUCUACGUGUGAAAUUAGCCAGACGAAAUGCCAAAUUGGGGUCGUCUACACUUAAAUUCGUCCAAAACAACGUCGGCAAGACACUGGAGCUCAUUGAUAACAGUAUCCGCAGCCAAUGGGCAAAGGUGGUCGAGAGAGACAGAAUUGCGAUUCCCCCUGUGCCUCGCGAGAAGGCAUCGGAUCAACUGGUGUUGAAGAAGAGUCGCCCUGUAUUGCACAAUAUCUGGCAUCGCUCUCGCAAAGGCUUCACUUAUUCGUUCACCUCAUACACUCCUCCCUCAUCCGCUAGAGUGGUGUUAUCGAAACAUAUUUUGCCGGAAGCUACGAUCUUCACGCAAGCAAAAGACGUCCUUUUUGGUCUUGUCGACUUCGAACUCUGGGUUGAGGAGUGUCUGAGCCAUUGGAUAGCGGUCAACAUGUCAACUCCGUCGGCAUGCUCUUCCCUGUCUGAACUGAUGCAGAAAUAUUUUGCUGUGGCGAAGAAGACGUACCAGUCACAUGCGGAACGAAUGUCGAUUAUGCUUCUUACGAUGUUCGAGUUGUGGGUGGCUUUGGACACCAGUGCGACUAGGAUACAUCCGCUCCUCUUCGAGUAUCCAGUAGAAGUGCCGGUAACCCUCUUUGAACCACUUCUUCUCAGUAGCAGAAGUGAGCUGGACAGACUCUCAAAAAUCGAGCUCCACAUCAGAUCACGACAACUACGGCGCACCGUGAACAGUCCUUCACUCUUCGCCGACCCGUCUCCAAACUCCUUUGCCGUGAGGUUUUAUGACCAGUCUUCUGACCUCCGCGCGCUACGCCGUAGGGUCGAAAAGGAUGCCCAAGAAGCGCGAGACGUCAAGCUCGCCGAAUGGGAGUCGAAGAAGAAGACAUUCGACAGACUCAUGAGAGAAGCUGAAGCCAUGGAAUGUGGUGUCUUCAUCCCUCGGGGGGUGGACAAGCACGGGAAUCCAUACGUUGGCAAGCCUCGGCAUCACAUAAGAUGUUGGAAAUGUGCGAAGGAAAAGCAAGCCAAGGAUAUCCAGAUAUCGAAACACGAGUGGCCACUUCCGGACGACGAGACUAUGUGUAAAGCAGUGAUCUUUGAGCUCGACGCCCCUGGGUCGAUUGUCUCCUGGCGGGAUGCUACAUUUUUCUUGCUUCAAGACGUAUGCAGAACGGGCCAAGUAACCGGAAUGGUGUCAAAGCAAGGAUUACUUUCAUACGCACCUCUCGAGAAGUAUGCCCAGCAGAAAGACCGACGCAUCACUCUCGCAUCCUCCGUCAAGCCUAUUAUUCAAUCACACUACCUUAAGGCGUCAUUGGACGUUGAUCCGGUUUUCGUCAGCAACGGCUUACACCCGAGAAUGAACGAUACCGCGAAGGGGUCUCUGUGGACUGCAGAACAGACCGCGAACACCUCGUUACAGCACUACUGCUAUACAAAGCUCACUGACUCUUCGGACGGCGUCUUCAACGGCUAUGUCAACUUCACCAGUCAUACGCAGAAUCAGGUCAUCUCACAACAGUCAAUGUGCCCUUUAGAGAUGGGCUCUCAUGAAUUUGUGCUUCUGGGAUCUCUAAGAUCUGGAGAAAGACUCCAACUCCUCAACAUUCUGGGAGCGAUUACCUCUGCAGAAAUUGACUUGAACGCACCCUCGACUGCUUUGCUAUUUCGUUACGCCAUCUCUCAAGUCGGUCAAGCGCGGUCCACCUCGCCACUGUAUCUGCGCGAAUCUCAGGUCAUACUUGAGGAAGAACACUUCAAUCGUUCUUUGCUGGAUGCCCUUGAGUGUGCAUUCAAGCGAAUCGAAGCCAAUUUCAAAGAAGCAGCGGCCGCAUCUAUACUGCUUGGAGUGGUUCUCAAGCUUUUAUCCCUGUCGUCAUUUCCCGAGAUUACGAGGCGCUGUAUGAACCUUGUCCUCUUAAUUCGUCAGUCUGGUCUGGGUUGGAUACGCCAGAUGACCAAGCUCUACGCAGACCAGAAAAACGCCCAUGCUGACAGCUCUACUCUCAGAGACCUGUCACGUCAGAUAUUGAAUGCUUGUAUUCUCUGUCGCCGCACGUACGCCGUCGAUACCAAGGCUCAAGUAGCAAUGUUCUCAGACCGUCAUGCUGUGGCCGACUAUGUGGAGGCUUCUGUUCACCUAUACACGCAUCGAAAAUCCAAAACCGACUCAGACGCUUCCAACAACGAAACCCAACUUCUGAACGACGCGUACCUUGCCAGACGAAUUGAGAAACAUCUCCAGUUCGCCCUCCGGGUCAACGAAUCGGCAAUCACAGAUGGCAUCAAGAAAUUUUGGCCAACUGCGAUGUUCACCAACAAGUGGCAGACGGUGCACUCGGAUGACUCUUCAUGGAUCUCAAACCGUACUUCUUCUAAAGUCGUCCACUACAACCUUGUCACAGGUAGCCUUCUUGUUUCGGGCCGGGCGAUUUCCCAGCUUCCUGCUCAGCACACUUCUCACCGUCUCUACCGCUCAAUAUUUGGGGAUGUGGACUUGGACGUUUUCGCCGCUGAUGUUGACGACAUGGAGUAUAUGACCAAGGAUGAAUUUCAUGGUCAUCGAAUUUAUUUCGGCUUGCGUGGUGACGUUCUCCUCAUUCGUUCGAAGAGUAAGGACGGUGACUUUGAGGCAAUCCAGCGCGAUUGCUUUCUAGAAGAUCUUCCGCAGGUUAUCGUGGAGAACACUACCCCUUGGAUGUCUUUGCGAGAUAUGACGGUUGCCUUCCGUUCUAGAGCACGCCCCUUCUGCUCCGAGGAAUCCGACUGGAUCCUCACCAUGGGCCUCAAUUCAGGUUCUCCGACUUCCAUGUGUGCCGGCCAGAAGUAUUUAAUUGAUGCCCAGAGCAAAGUUGGCUUGACUAUCAGCAAAGCUUUGCAACCGAUUGAGCAGCCAUCACAUAUCGUCAUUGUGUCCAGCCAAAACACCAAGAUCGAGAUCGAGAUCGAGCUUCCUCGCUACCAUUUGCACUUUUCUGUCGAUGAAGAAGGUCGAAUGGUGUGCAAAGAGCUUUCCGCCUUUGUUGACUUUGACCAGACGCUGGGAACCCUGCAUGGUUUCAAGUCUCGUCUAAUCCUGCGCGGUACGAGCAAGAUUGCCGGAUCGAACAUGAGGACAGUUCUCAUUCCACACGGCGACAUGAAGAUAGAACCGGUCUCUCCUCAUAUCACUGCCCGAGUUCAACCAGGUGACACUGAUUCUGUGACCUUUUCGUUGUUCCGACUCGAUGUUAGGCUUGGACAGCUGAUCGGUCAAGAUCUGGAAGCACAUCUGUACAAGGCGUAUCUGCAUGCAGUGACAAGCUUUCCAGAAUCUGAUUUCCUGACUGGUAGGACGGGCACCGAAGAGAGCCUGUUCGCUCUAUCGGAUCGCAUCUGCCUUACCUGCCAACCAUUUUCUGAGCGUGCGCAAGCCAUACUAUCUUUGAUAGCUCAGCUUACUCCAAGGAGGAGUUUCUAUCCUCCUCAUCUCAAAACUAUGCAGACUGUCAAUCUCGAUGGCGUCCUCUCAGUCAUGGCUCAACGUGACAUCUUCUUUGGAACGGUCUAUGAUAUUGUAAAUCACAACAAGAAAGCAGAUUGGCUGUAUGAUGCUCAUGUGACUGACAUACCAUACAAGGGAGACUUCGCAUUGUUGGACAGAUCGCAUCACCGAACACGGAAGCUUUUCCCAUGCGAAUCUGUAGCAUCAAGCUCAGGUUCUAUCGACGACCGAGAUUAUUGCUCACGGGAUCAAGAUUCGGAUGACGAUUUUUGGGCGUCAGCUAAUAUGGCAUCUCUUGUCGAAGCCUCACCGCUGGCAUUCAACGUCAGUACAUCCUGGAAGAGUGCGGUCCAAAAUUGGAAAAAGGUGGGUGGAUUCGGCGAAGAAUUCACCCUGAAUUCGUUCUCGGAUAUUUUGGGCCAGGACCUCAAAGUCCUCUUUCCUCGUCUGUUGAGUCUCUGUAGAUCGUCAUCUACCUCGAAAGAGAGACUUAUGUUCAUUCUGUCGCUCUUGGUGUUUGAGCAGCCUGAUAUCAAGGCACACUUGAGAUCGCUCUUUGCAUUUGCGAUUUCGCCUGGCCUCAGAGCCCUCUCAGCUCCCGAACACGAUUCCUAUGACUUGAGAGACGGCUUCACACUCAAUCAGAACGAGAUUGUAAUGCUAAUAUCUCAAUGUCAGAAACCAUUUGUCCCUAGCAAUACCACUGAUACGACAGAAAGCGAUGAAGAUGAAGAUAAGAUUGCAGAACAGCGGCUCCAGUUUGAUCAAGAGCUAAACGCUCAGCGCAACUUGAUAUUAAAAGCUGUCCGAGAAUCCUGGCCGAGUGACACAGUUGAGUUACCGGCGAAGCGGUCGAUCGAUCAUUACAAGAUUUCAGAGCUAAAACUGCUUCUGAAAGGGAGGUUUGCCGUGUGGCACAAGAAUCAUAUUUUCGUGCGACUCCUGGAGCGUUAUGAUCAAGAGCUCAGAACCUUUAGCAGCAACUGGACAGGUCCAGAUAUUGCUAGUUCUGUUGUCGAUUUCGACCUUGCCACCCCUUCUGUCCGCGAAAAUACGCACUUCUCCCUGCUUGAUCUUAUGGUCAUGACGCCAAUCACCUUGCACGACUUCAAGGACAGUAAGCCGACUGGAUUAGACGGAGACCUGUCGCAAACUGUGUGUAGAAAGGCGCCACCCCAAUUUCUGGAAUCUAACCAAGCUCGUUCUAGCUGGGAAGACCUGGAAGACAUCACGGAAGAUUUGCUCGGUGAUUCUUCUCCAGCUGUGCGUGAGUAUGGCCAAUUAUUGAACAACAGCAUCGAGGCUAUGAUUCGCCGAUCGGGUCAAGAUCAGGCCAAGCUGUCGGUGCCUCCUGGCGAGAUUCUUACUCAAAAGCUUGAGGAGUCCAGACAUCACAUCGCCUAUGUUCUUUCCCGAACCUGCGCGCUCCUGCGACCGAGUCUCGUCUCAGGACAGGCUCUCGUCGGGGCAAAAAUCUGGCCUCAGGUGUCUGAGUUAACAUUGCUUCAACUUCUCUCGGCUCAAAAUCGCAACAAUGUUCCUUCUUGCUGGAUGUCUGUCCUUCUCCAGUUUGCGAGGGAAAUUACGGCCGCUCAACGCGUGGAAAGAUUGCAAAAGUUCCUCGCUGCUGGGGAUACAUUCGCCCUCAAUAAUGAGCUUGCAAAUCCUGCACAUUCCAAAUGGUCGCCAGAGGAGCGGCCUGACUGGCUCCUUCUAGAGUGCCAAAAUAACUUUCUCAUUCGACCUGUCCAGAUCCGGGUUGCAAAUGAGUUGCUUGAGCCUGAAAAUGGGACCGUGCUACUGGGCAUGGGCGAAGGAAAGACCAGUGUUAUUUUGAAUCUUGUGGUGACAGCACUUGCGCAAGGCUCGCAUCUAGUUCGGGUUGUGGUGCUAAAACCUCUCGCCCAAGAAAUGCUCCGCAUCCUAUCUCGCUCCCUUGCAGGCUUAGUAGGCAGGGCUCUCUACUAUCUACCCUUCUCGAGGCAGACCGCCUUGAACGCCGAAACACCUCAGCGAUUGAUGAGCCUGUAUCAGGAAUGCCGUCAAAAUGGAGGCGUACUCCUCACUUUACCAGAAUAUCUGAACUCGUUUCGCCUUGUGGGCAUCGACAAGCUAGCACCAGACACCCACUGUCUUGCUGCUGAACUUAUCCGUGUUCAAAAAUGGCUCGACUGCAAUGCUAAAGAUGUCCUUGAUGAGUCUGACGAGCUGUUGAAACCUGCAUACGAGCUUGUUUACACGAACGGAGAAGCAAACCUCCUUUCAGGAGCGCCUGACCGAUGGAAUGUUUCGCUGGAGGUCUUGGAUCUAAUUCAGAAACAUGCUUAUGCACUUGGUGUCCGAUACCCAAAAGGAGUUGAGGUUCAGGUAAUACGAGGCCCAGGCUCUUUCCCUCACGUCAGAGUGCUCAAUCAAGACGGCGCAAUGGCAGUAGCGAAGCUGGUAACCCAAAAAAUUGUCGAUGGGCAGCUUCCAAGUCUUUCUCUCGGUCAUUGCAAUUCAGAAGUGCUUCAAGCCAUCCGCUCAUUCAUAUUCAAUGUCAACGUUGAUGAUGGGCAACUUGAAUUGGUAACCCAGUACUUUGAGAACUCUACUAAGCUUCAUCUGCUCUAUGUGGUCAGAGGACUGGUAUCUCAUCAAAUCCUGGGCCACACACUACACAAGCGUUGGCAGGUGAACUACGGGCUGGAUCGAACUCGAACGCUCAGCGCCGUUCCAUACCGCGCCAAAUCAGUACCCUCUCCGAGCGCCGAAUUUGCACAACCAGAAGCCGCAAUCAUUCUGACCGCCCUUUCGUUCUACUACACGGGUAUCCUUCGCCCAGACUUGAGACGAUGUCUCCUUACUCUCCUCAGAUUGCCAGAUCCUGCCGACGAGUACUGCAAAUGGGUGAAAUACUCUGCGCUCCCCUACAAAUAUCGCAAAGUCAAUUCUAUCAACCUAGAUGACGGCUCUUGUGUUGAUACUCUGUACGAACAUCUACGCUACAACAGCGGGUUGAUCAAUUUCUUCCUGCGACAUGUUGUGUACCCUUCAGAAGCAAAGGAAUUUCGGUACAAACUGUCCACCUCUGCAUGGGACUUGUGCAGAAAUUCUGGGGUUCUGACGGUAGGCUUCAGCGGCACUUGCGACAGCAAAAUACCAAUUGUACAGAAGGAUCUUUCGGACCUGAGACACAUUACGGCUUCUACUCUGUGUACGCUGCUACGAUUUGAAAACCGAAAGUACUUCUGUGCUGCAUCACCGUCUGGUCAGCGCCUCCCAACCGAGGAGCUGCUGCAGCGUAUCACCGCAGAUGGAUCACUCGAUGUAAUCAUCGAUGUCGGAGCUCAAAUGCUGGAGGGCAACUUAGAAAUAGCCCGGUUAUGGCUGCGCCUCAACCCGGAAAAGAUGGCAGCGAUUUUCUUUUCGGAAGAUGAUGAGAAAAUGGUCUUGAACCGUGACGGUUCAACCGAGCCACUUGCGUCGUCAAUCUUUAAGGACGAGCUGAGAAGCUGCCUGAUCUUCCUCGACGAAUUCCAUACUAGAGGGACCGAUUUUCAACUACCCGACAAUUUUACCGCGGCAGUUCUCUUAGGACCUGGAAUUCUCAAGGAUAACCUGGCACAGGCUUGUAUGCGGAUGAGGAAGCUGGCCGUUUCCCAAAGCGUCAGAUUCUACGCUCCACCAGAGGUUGAUCAAGCCAUUCGCAGCGUUGUCAAAGAUCCGUCAGGAGAUCUUGACAGUCUCCAUGUUGUCCGCUGGGCAAUUCAAAAUUCCUGUCUUGCUCUGAAAAAGCAAGAUCCUCUUUACAUAAGUCGAGGGCUGCUACACUCACGCCGGCGGCUUGCCGCAGACCGUCACCUUACUUCUGAGGGUAAGGUUGUGGAUUACGAGCAGUACCUGGACACAGUUCGAGAGCGAGAAUGUCGUCCUGUUACUGAGCUGUACCGCGCCGGCGGAACUCACCGAGCAGACCUCCCGUUCCAACCAACAUUGGCAGAGUCUCAAGAUGCUGUGAUCCAAAGUCUGUGUGCAGACUUCGAAAGAAUUAGUUCUACCGACCUUGAUGACAGCGACAUCACACAAGAACAGGAGCGAGAAGUCUUGCACGAAAUUGAAGAAGAGAGAGAGAUCCAACGUCCUCGAGAAGUUACGCCCGCCACUCCACAGCAUUGUCAAAGUUUAUUGGAUGUUAUUCGGAACGAGACGAGGUGUGCCAACAUUCCUGAGCUUCGUCCAUGCUUCCAAAUCCUUCGACAGACUCGCCUUGGGCUUUACUAUAAGCUAGGGGAGUUUCCGACGCAUGUGUUGGUGACUCCAGACUUCCUGCGAACUAUUCAAGCUCAUGGCAACUCUCCCGAAGAUGAUUUUCUGAGACCGGUACAGUGGAUUGUGAAGAUGGCUGGAAUCAAACAACCUAUCAUUAUCAGCCCGCACGAGGCUAACAUGUUUUUCCAUGCGAUUCGGAAAUCCUCGGGUACUACCUUACAUUUGUAUCAGGCCCGGACCUCACGGGGUAUGGUUUCCUUCGAUGGCUUGGACAUCUGCAAAUUCCCAGCGAACAACGACUCCGGCGAGAUCGAGCCACAAGCCAUUGCGCUGCUUGGCCUCUUUGCAGGUCAACUGUACUUCUCUUCUUUCGACCAUUACAAGGAGUUCUGUACACUCAUUGGUCUCUUUGAUGGAGAACGACCACUCCUUCGCAAGCGGCAGGUGGCAAACGACAACUACGUUUCACCUUCUUGUCGAAAUGCCAACGGCUGGACGGAGUGUGCGUUCAGAACAAGCCCAGUCCCUUGGAUCAAGGGAUUCAUCGAUAUGCGCCGAGCCGGCAUUGAGUGGACUCAUACCCAUAUGGGCAGAAUCAUGAAUGGACAGAUCUUGCGGAGAGAAGAUUUUGAAGAGGAGGUCGAAGACGAAAUGAUGACAAAUGGUAUGGACGAAUUGCGACUUGGUGAGCAGGAGGAGACCGAAGGGUGA
Molecule: messenger RNA, 9306 nt
Organism: Fonsecaea multimorphosa CBS 102226
Lineage: Eukaryota; Fungi; Ascomycota; Eurotiomycetes; Chaetothyriales; Herpotrichiellaceae
Exons: 2
Coding region: 1-9306 (3101 amino acids)
Source: RefSeq, a predicted model, not a curated record